ACAUACGAACACAUGUCCUAUCAUGUCACAGAUCACCAAACUAUGCGGCACCAAUCGUGGCUGGGCACUACUCCGCUUUAACAGUACCCUAGAGAUCACAAAACGCCACGCCCAACAUAACACUACUGAUCUUUCUGCAUGUGAUACCAUGUUUUAA
Molecule: messenger RNA, 157 nt
Organism: Ambispora gerdemannii
Lineage: Eukaryota; Fungi; Glomeromycota; Glomeromycetes; Archaeosporales; Ambisporaceae
Source: the annotation of a GenBank genome assembly